Molecule: messenger RNA, 1032 nt
Organism: Chondrus crispus (carragheen)
Lineage: Eukaryota; Rhodophyta; Florideophyceae; Gigartinales; Gigartinaceae
Product: probable O-sialoglycoprotein endopeptidase
Exons: 1
Coding region: 1-1032 (343 amino acids)
Biological process (GO): tRNA threonylcarbamoyladenosine modification
Cellular component (GO): EKC/KEOPS complex; cytoplasm
Source: RefSeq, a predicted model, not a curated record
AUGGGGCGAUAUAUCCUCGGACUUGAAGGAAGUGCCAAUAAGAUUGGAGUUGCCGUAGUCACGGACGAGGGAAAGAUUCUUUCUAAUGUUCGCGAAACCUAUGUGCCGCCAGCAGGUCACGGUUUUCUUCCGAAACAAACCGCACUGCAUCAUCAGAAGAAGGUUGUUCCUCUGGUCACUCGCGCUUUGAAGGAAUCUGAUGUAAGGCCAAGAGAUCUCCAUUGUAUUGGGUACACAAUGGGCCCAGGUAUGGGCGCUCCUCUUCGUUCUGUGGCAGUCGCUGCCCGCACUCUGUCGCUAUUAUGGCAAGUUCCUUUAGUGCCUGUGAACCACUGCGUCGCCCAUAUCGAAAUGGGGAGAUUAGUUACUGGAUCACAGAAUCCGGUAGUGCUAUACGUUUCCGGUGGUAACACGCAAGUGAUAGCUUACGCGCACAAGAGAUAUCGUAUUUUCGGAGAAACAAUUGAUAUCGCAGUUGGAAACUGCCUGGACCGCUUCGCUCGAGUUGUCGGGCUGCCGAACAAUCCGUCUCCCGGCUACAAUAUCGAACAAGCUGCGAAAAGAAAUGGCGUCGAUCAUCGAAAGAUGAUGGAGCUUCCGUAUGUGGUAAAGGGAAUGGACGUAUCUUUCUCCGGGCUCCUUUCGUUUAUUGAAACGGAGGCUCGGAAGGCGCUGAAGGACGGAUCCUUCACAGUGGAAGACCUAUGUUUUAGCCUGCAAGAGACCGUGUUUGCAAUGCUAGUUGAAGUCACGGAACGUGCCAUGGCUCACUGCGGGCAAAGCGAUGUUCUUGUCGUCGGUGGUGUUGGUUGUAAUGUUAGACUUCAAGAAAUGAUACAGGAAAUGGCAACGGAACGUGGCGGUCGCGCGUUUUGCACCGACGAACGUUUUUGCAUAGACAAUGGGGCAAUGAUAGCAUGGACUGCAUUGCUAAUGCAACGUAGCGGCAGGGGCGCUAUUCCAGUUGAGAGAGCUAUGUGCACCCAACGAUAUAGAACUGACGACGUACUUGUUGACUGGCGAGAUGACUGA